Labrus bergylta (ballan wrasse) is the source of this 4197-nucleotide messenger RNA. RefSeq names its product SH3-domain binding protein 1 (gene sh3bp1). Gene Ontology annotation, molecular function: protein binding; GTPase activator activity. Gene Ontology annotation, cellular component: intracellular anatomical structure; cytosol; cytoplasm. Gene Ontology annotation, biological process: regulation of actin cytoskeleton organization; signal transduction; positive regulation of GTPase activity. Lineage: Eukaryota; Metazoa; Chordata; Actinopteri; Labriformes; Labridae. The record is from RefSeq and is a predicted model, not a curated record.
UCUGGAAAACUGAUUGAAAAAAUACUGUACCAUUUAAAUCCCAGCCUCUCUCGAAGUCUUAACGCUAAAUCAAUCAUUCUACACUAUGAAUACAUGUAGUGUUGUCUUCAUCAAAUAACUUUUAAAUCAUAGUGUUACAGUCAAUCGUCUCAAAAUCUCUCUUCCUCCACACGACUGACACGGUGUGCAACUUCCUCAUUCACUGUCAGUAUUAGACGUGUCUUCAGAGCACGCUUCUGAAACAAGAACAAGACCGACUGCCAAAACACAAACACCUACAGAGACGAAGCUGAACCGUCUGUAUCAUCUUUCCUUGAUGAAGUAACUCGGCUGUGACUUGGUGUGGAGGUUUUCUUGGUCCGGAUUUCUUGUGAGGCUGAGUUGGACGGAGGUGAUCAGCUAGAAACGCUGCUUUGACUCCGCUGCCAGCAUGCUCCGGCAGUCUCUGAGCAUCCUGAAGCAGUUUGGCUCUGCAGCAAAGUCACAAGAUGCCACCGAACUUCUACAUGAAGAUCUGGUCCUGGUGGAGCAGCGGGUGGAGCCGGCCAAGAAGGCAGCUCAGGUCCUUCACAAGAAGCUGCAAAGCUGCAUGCAGAGUCAGUCUGGACUGGAGGCUGAAAAACGAAUGAAAAAGCUCCCUCUGAUGCUGCUGUCCAUCAGCAUGGCAGAGAGCCUCAAAGACUUUGACGCUGGCUCCUCUAUCAGGAGGGUGUUGGAGAUGUGCUGUUUCAUGGAGAAGAUGCUAGCGAGCAUGCUAGCAGACUUUGAGAUGAAAGUGGAGAAGGACGUUCUGGAGCCACUCAACAAAUUGAGCGAGGAGGAUUUGCCAGAAAUUCUGAAGAACAAGAAACAGUUCGCAAAGCUUCACACUGACUGGAACAACGCAAGAAUCAGGAGUCAAGCCAGCACUGGUGCCCAGGCCAAGCAGGAUGGACUCAGGGAGGAAGUGGAGGAAGCUUGGAGGAGGUUGGAGAGCAUUAAGGACCAGUACUCUGCAGAUCUGUACCACUUUGCAACUAAAGAGGAAGACUACGCUAACUACUUCAUCUGUCUUCUCGAGCUGCAAGCAGAAUACCACAAACAUUCCCAUGAGUUUUUGGAAAAAAACAUCAGCGAGCUCAAGGAAAACCACAGUCAAAAAGGGUCGGCCCUUAGCCUCAACAACCAGAACGUCUACGGGGAACCUCUGCUCUCCCAUCUGUCUCUGAGUGAGAGAGAAAUCGCUGCACCCAUUCAGGAGUGUAUUCACAUGCUGCUGAGAACAGGCAUGAGGGAGGAGGGUCUGUUCCGUCUGGCAGCAGCAGCAUCAGUGGUGAAGAGGCUGAAAAGUUGUUUGGAUCAAGAGAACGUUGACCACAGCGAGUUCAGCAUGGACCCUCACGCUGUAGCAGGAGCUUUGAAGUGUUACCUGCGAGAACUACCUGAACCUCUUAUGACAUCUGAACUCUACAAUGACUGGUUUAAAGCAGCAGGGGAAAAAGACCUGACAGAGAAACUGGAGCAAUUCAGAGUCCUACUGAAGAAACUACCAACAGAAAACUACAACAAUCUCAGGUACCUGGUCCAGUUCCUGUCUCUGUUAUCUGAGCACCAGGCCGUAAACAAGAUGACACCCAGUAACAUCGCCAUCGUCCUGGGGCCAAACCUACUCUGGCCACAAGUUGAAGGAGAAGCUGCUCUGUUUGACAUGGCGUCAGCUUCAUCAGUCCAAGUGGUGACCGUCAUCGAGCCUCUUAUUCAGUACAGCUCCAGUCUUUUCCCUGAAGCUGUAUCCUUUGAGGUCCCAGAAGUUCCAGGAGUACCAGAUGUGACGCUGCCAGCUCCCGUUGCUCAGACUCUGUCCUCGGAAAAGGAGAAAUUGAGCAGAACAGUCUCCUCCUCUUCGUCUACAGCUUCCUCCUGCUCCACAUAUCACCUCCCUCUCUCAAAGUCAAACAGCUCAGCCUCUCAGGACAGCGGCAUUUUCUGCCUGGUGAAAUCUGGCUCUGUGAGUCGCGGUGGCACCUCCACCUGGUCCAGCCCUGCAGCUGAGACACCGGCCUCAAGUCAUCCAAACGCAACAUCCAGCAGCUCACCACUGUUUAAUGCCAGCCCUGUUGUUUUCCCAAACACUUUUGAUGCCUGUAGCUCCACAGCAAACCUUCCUAAAGCUUCAGGAGCUGCACCAAACCCAGGUCAGGUCAGGAGUCCUACACAGAGGCAGAGCUCAGAUCAAGGCCAGCUGGAUCCAAUUUUAGAGGCACCGCCUCAUUCUCCAAGAGCCAGUGUAAAGAUCACCUCACCAUAUAAACCAAAAAGAUCUUUCAACAUGAACAAACCCCUCCAGCCAAACGAGCAGUUGACAGUUCAUUACUCUAAACCCAGAGUGCCGGCACCUGCGCCUCCCAGCACAGCCCCAGUCGCUGCAGAGACAAGGACCCAGCCGCCGACGCCAGCACCCAGAGGUCAGAACCUCAGCCUCAAAAAGCCUCCUCAGAAAAAGCCUGGACUGAAAGCCCCGAACUGCCCGCCACCCCUUCCUCCGCCAUCACAGGCGAAAGGGGUUCCCUCGAUAGUACAGUGAGAAAUAUGACGCAAAUGAUGUUACCUUUGGUAAAAGUGUUAAUCAUACUAUGUUUCCAAUGGCUACAGGGGCUACAAGUGUAACACAGCAAGUUUCUGAUGAUGAGGGAAUGCUAGCUCUGAACAGGAAGGAGACCCAAUGAUCAUUGUGGGCAGCAUCAAAAUACUAUUUAACAGAGGCCCUGAGCAGACAUGCAUCCAUACCUUUUAUUUAUUCAAUGUUCCCGGUAUAUCGAGUUAUCCAUCCAGUCCUGACUUUCAUCGAGAUAAAGCCUCCAUUUUCUUGUUUAGGAUUAGGAUACUUGAAAAAAACAUGCCAGCAGAGGGCUGGAUUCAGCCUGAAUUUAAGUAGGAAAAUAAAGUAGAAAUAAAACAAGGUAGAUGAUAUUCUAAAACAUCUUUAAAAUAUUUAUUUUGUAGGGCGCCGGAAGCCUAGUGGUUAGUGUGCACCCCAUGUACGUAGGCUGUAGUCCUCCAGGCGGGCGGCCUGGGCUCUAAUCCAACCUGUGGCUCCUUUCCUGCAUGUCAUUCCCCACUCUCUCUCUAGCCACAUUUCCACUGUCCUAACUCUAAAUAAAAGCAUAAAAACCCCAUAUAACCCCAUAUAAUGUACUCUAUAUAUAUAUAUAUAUAUAUAUAUAUAUAUAUAUACACACAGAGAGAGAGAUUGCAUUAGAAGGCUGUUGUGAUUCAGUUACAAAGUAUAUGAGGUAAAUAUUAGUGUAUGAAAGAAUGAAUGGAAGAUUUGGUACAUAUAAAAUAUAGCAUCAACUAGCAUCUUUAUCAAACACUGAUUAAUGACUCAGUGGAAGCAGCUGUGAGGCUCUUUCUGUUUGUGUGGAUUUCGGGCCCCCUGUGUACAAAUAUGCAUCGUGAAGUCCCCUUGGGAGUCAGGAUUUGGUAAUCCUUAAAAGUCUGUACCAGGGCGCUGGAUAGCCUAACGGUUAUGACGCCAUCCCCAUGUACAGAGGCUUUAGUCCUCAUUGCAGCGGCUGUGGUUUCGAAUCUGACCUCGAUCAUUUGCUGCACGUCAUCAUCCCCCACACUCUCCUCCCAACAUUUCCCCGUCUCUUUUCAGCUGUCCUUUCUAAUAAAGCCAAAAAGGUCCCACAAAUAACUUUAACCUAUCCAGUUUUUCUUUGAACAACGGGCAUAAAAGUGAGCUGGAUUACCUGAUCCUUGCUAGAAACAAAGCGGACAACCAAAUCUGGAUGAAUUUAAUCUGUGUUCAACCUUAAAUAUGACGGAUGAUAAAUUGAGAUUUUGAGAAAACAACCAAGAAGUUGCUUGUAUUCAAAGGAGAAUAUGUAUAUAUGUAUAGAUGAAUGCCUGCUUUGGCCUAUAUUAGUGUUAUGGUACUGCUCCCUACUCUGGAGUUACCUCUAAAUAAACAAGGUUUUAUAGCCUGCUAGGUUACAGGAAUCGUAAAGUUUGAUACUUUUCUGGAUAUCUGUUUGAAUUGAGGUGUUGCAGCUUGGUCAGGUUAUGGUGUACCAAUAUUUCUGUAACCACUAUUAUUUAUUUAUUCUUUGGUACUGAUGUCUGAUGUAUUUCAUAGAAUGCAAAGGUGAUGUCAGAGAAAUCAAACUUUCUGGAUUUAAAAGAUACAUAAUAAAUGAAUCCAACCAUCCAUAA